Dentiscutata erythropus is the source of this 399-nucleotide messenger RNA. Lineage: Eukaryota; Fungi; Glomeromycota; Glomeromycetes; Diversisporales; Gigasporaceae. The record is from the annotation of a GenBank genome assembly.
AUGUGUAAUUGGUGUUGUAAGAAAAAGAAUGAAUGUCUUUGUUCCGAAUAUAAUAAAGAGAAGCCUCCACAUGAGAACUGUAUUACUGUGGAAAAAAGUAAUGAUGAAUAUAAUGAAUGGAAAAAUAAAUGGGAAUGGGGGAGCACUUAUCAUAAAAAUUAUAAAUGGUAUGAAUUAUGUUAUGAAGCUAAAUGGUAUAGUAAAUGUACUAGUCAUAAUUUUUAUGAUUGUAGGUAUAGGAAAAUGGAAACAGAACCAUUUGUGAAAAAAGUUAAAUGUUUGUUUUGUUCUAAGAAAUAUUCUCGAAUAUAUUAUAAUGAAGGUUUCUUAUGUUUGAAAUCUCUUCAUGAUGAUGAUCCUAGGCGUUGGAAUCCCAAUUGGUAUAAAGAAAAUAAUUAG